Morus notabilis is the source of this 783-nucleotide messenger RNA. RefSeq names its product F-box protein At3g12350-like. The transcript is spliced from 2 exons. Lineage: Eukaryota; Viridiplantae; Streptophyta; Magnoliopsida; Rosales; Moraceae. The record is from RefSeq and is a predicted model, not a curated record. The annotation marks the transcript as partial.
CGAAGCGGCGCCGGAGAAACCGCCGGCAUAUCAUCCCCGCCGUUGAUCUUCUUCGAGUGGGGCCCAUCCUUCCUCACCGCCUCUAGAGUUUCUCCAUCGAGAAACGGAACCUACAACGUGAUAAAGGCUCCUUUUUUAUGGAUGAGCCUCUCGCCUGAGGGGCAAACCGUGAACUUCCUCGACCCCGACGGCCGGAGCGAAAUCUCCAGGGAUUUCGCGAUCUCCGAAGGCUUUGAUUGCGCAGAGAGCGAUCUGGUCCCUGUCAAUGUGAGUUUCAUGGGGAAAACGCAUUUUGUUGUCGAGGAAGAUUUGAGCUUUGCGUAUAAGAACGGGGUUCGCAGAAGUUCGAGCUCGGCGAAUCUGCGCGGAGACGAGGAGGAUGUAAUUGAAGCGGAAAUGGGGUCUCCGGGGAGCUUACCGGACCGGUUCAUGUCGGAGAUUUAUCAGUACUUUGCGAACCGGACGAGCCCCGUUGGGGACAGGACGUCAAGGAGGCAGAGGAGGAGAGAGAAGGAGAGGCAAGCGAGGAGGAAAUGGGAGCCUCAACAUUUCGUCAAGAUUGUUAAUUGCUCGCCUACUCCGUCUCGGCCAUUGCAGGGCCUGUGGAAGGGAAUUUAUGACGACAUGAACCUGGGCAUCUAUCUCGUUGCAUAUGACGAUAUUGAUGGCAUUUCUUGCCGAAAGGUUUGGAACUCGCGGGAAAAUUUUGCCAGUUAUGGUCCAGUAUUCUGGACAUCAAACAUUACAUUUGUGGAGUCUCCAUUUUCUUCUGAGGAAGAAAAU